GCUGCGGGCCGCUGAUCCAACUUGUUGGAGCCUCCAGUAAGCAAAGCAAGUGCCAGUCAGUGUGACCGGGGAGGACGAGCAGAGCGGGGAGCUGGCAGCUGGGUGCAGGGAUGGAGGUUGGCUCAGUGGUCCGUGCAAUGUUUGACUUUUGCCCCAGCGUGUCAGAGGAGCUCACUCUGUUUGCAGGGGACAUCAUUGAAAUUUUGAGUGUGAUAGAUGAGUUUUGGCUUCUGGGGAAUAAAGAAGGGAUUACAGGGCAGUUUCCCGUCAGUUUUGUGGAAGCGCUAACGAUCCCUAGUGUUAAACAUGGAGAAAAGCUUUACGCGUGCAUCAGCGAUUAUACCUCCCACGAGCCUGGAGCCCUGUCCCUACAAAGAGGGGAUCUCGUGGUAUUGGAGGGAACCCUGGCUUCCAGUUGGCUUCAAGGGAGGAAUUGUUGGGGCUCAAGAGGAUUUUUCCCACUGUCGUGUGUCCAGGAAUUUUUUCUCUCCUCCACAAGCCGUCAGCUUUGCCAAAACUUGACGGUUGAACUCCCAAGUCAUGCAAUUGGACAGGCAAAGGCAAUAAUGGGACUCUCCGCCCAACUGGAAGAGGAGUUAGAUUUUAGGGAAGGAGAUAUCAUCACCAUAACUGGAGUUCCAGAACCUGGUUGGUUCGAGGGGGAACUUAAUGGAAGAAGAGGAAUUUUCCCAGAAGGUUUUGUGGAACUGUUGAACCCUUUAAGAGUUGCAGACAGCAGCCAUCUCUCUCAUGAAGUCGAGGACUUUAACCAUAAUGAGUCUACUGAGAUAAUCCCAACAAAGGACAAUAAUAAAAUCAUAGAGUUUGAAGAUGAAGAGGGGACUUUUGCAAUUGCCUUGUACAAAUUUCAGGCUAUGGAGCAAAGAGAACUUGAUUUUGAUGUAGGAGACAGAAUACGAAUAAUUGGCACAUUAGAGGAUGGGUGGCUGGAAGGUGAAUUAUACGGAAAUAGGGGAAUUUUUCCAUACAGAUUUGUAAAAUUUGAGAAAAAAGAAAACAUUUCUCAUGAGGAGCAAUCAAAAAGUUCUGUUCCAGUAGCUCCAAUCUGUUAUCUUGACAUGUCUCCUGUAUAUGAACACAGUGGGACAGAUCCCCAUUAUUGGGACGUUCACAUAGACAAUUCCUCCUCAUCUACAACUCGUGGAACUCAAGAGAAAUCCCAAAGUCAAGAACAAAGUGUAGUAUGCAAUAAUGAAGUCAUUCAAAACGACUAUGAUAAAAUACACAGUUCUUCAACACCUCAGCUACCUCCUAGUCCACAAAAUAAAACACACAGUCCUCUUAUACCACAAACAUCACUGCAAAGGCCUAGUCUACUUACGACUGCGGUUAGAGACCUAAGAGGUAGAACCUGUUUAUCAAAUGGUGCACAGGAGAAAUGGUCCUUGAAGAAGUCAAUGUCUUUAAUGACCACUGAUGAAGUAUCUUAUGUCCAGAAUAGUUCUAAUGAAAGGUCAAAAAACAUAAAUAACAGGAAAAACAGUGCUCCACUUCAAGACAUAGUUCACUGGCUGGAGGACCAGAGGCAAAAAUCAAAAACCUCUUCUAGUUCCAAGGCAAAACGCGAUAGCCCAAACUCUAGGAACAGCCCGUGGACUACAGGGCGAGAGAGCCCAGUUAAUGAUGCACAUAGAGGGAAUACCGGACCUGAUCUUAUGGACUUGGAUUCCCGGCUCACUGAGCAACUUUCACAAUUUGAAAAAAGUCUCUCAAAUCCUGGAAAAAACGGUAACAACAAAGUUUCACGACAUUUUUCAAUUGUGGACUAUAAUUCUGAAACGGACAUCAUGCGGGGAUCGCCACAGAUGCUAAAGCUUCAACGAUCCCCUGAAAAAAGAAAAAAACUAAGACCUCCACCUCCACGUCCUCACAAUCGAUCCAGCUCCUCUUCUUACUUGCCUUCAACGAGCAACUUACAUAGAACUGAAUAUACGGAAAAUACAUCCCCAGCUCUUGCACUCCGACCAUCUAGACCUGCUCCCUUGCCUCCACCAAACAGUCAGAGAAACACGCCAUCGCCGAAACUGCCACAGAGACAGAACACUGCAACCGAUGAGAACUUCAUACUCUCUGACGUUCCAGAUGUGAUGGAUACACCGGAUGACUUAGAGCAGGUGGACAAGGAAGACAGCUCCCCUUGUCCGUUUUUACUCUUAAAGAUAGAAGAUUUGGAAAGGGAAUUGGAGGUGUACAGAAAUACCCGAGAAGAGCUUUGCUUAAUGCUUGAGGAUGAAGACCAGGAUGAGAUGACAAGAGCAGAGACGAUCGAGAAUUUAGAGUUUUGUGAUUCAAACAUUGAAAGCUUGGACCUGGAGCUACAGCAACUGAAAGACAUGACGCUGCUGUCCUCACAGCCCGAGGCCCUGGAAGAGAGUCCAUCUGCCGCCUCGGGCGCCACCGAGAAUUCCGAGCUAAGGAUGCUGGAGAAGAGGUCAAAGGUCAUCGAGGAACUGUUACAGACGGAGAGGGACUACCUGAGGAAUCUGGAGACCCUCGUGGAGCACAUCAUGGUCCCCCUGCAGGCAACUCAAAUGGCGCAUGUGGACUUUGAUGUAUUAUUUGGAAACAUCCAUUCAGUGAUCGAUAUUAAUAAGAAGUUUUUAGGGGCCCUGGAGAACUGUGACUCUGUCGGUGUGAUAUUCCUGGAGCACCGCGCAGAGCUGGAAUCCGUGUACAAGGAGUACUGCCAGAACCACGAGGAGACUCUAGCACUGCUGGAAGCCUAUGACAAGGAUGAGAAGUUCCAGAGACACCUGCGGGAGUGUAUGGAGACUGUCAGGAGCCUGUAUCAAGAAUGGGGCUGCUCCAACUAUAUAAACUUGGGCUCUUUUCUCAUCAAACCGGUGCAGAGGAUCAUGCGCUACCCUCUACUCCUCAUGGAGCUGCUAGGAGCUACCCCCGACUCCCACCCAGACAAGACCCCUAUUAAGGAGGCUGUGCGCGCUGUCAAAGAGAUUAACGUCAACAUAAAUGAGUACAAGCGAAGGAAGGAUCUGGUUGUAAAGUACCGCAAGGGCGAUGAGGAAAGUCUAAUAGACAAAAUAUAUAAACUGAACAUUCACUCAAUCAUCAAGAAAUCCAACCGUGUCAGCAGUCACUUGAAGCAUCUCACCGGACUCGCCCCGCAGAUCAAAGAUGAAGCUUUUGAGGAGACGGAGAAAAACUUCAGGAUGCAGGAGAGGCUGAUCAAGUCCUUCAUCCGCGACCUGUCUGUGUAUCUCCAGCACAUCAGGGAAUCCGCCUGUGUGAAAGUUCUGGCUGCCAUGAGUAUGUGGGAUUUGUAUGCAGACAAAGGAACCAGUGACCUGGAGAAGUUUCAGAAGGCGCAUCGUCACAUCAGCGAGAAGCUCUUCACCGACUUUAAAGAGCGGACGGACAAGUUGGUCAUCUCCCCUCUGAACCAGCUCCUUACAAUGUUUGCCGGACCCCACAAGCUGGUGCAGAAACGCUUCGACAAGCUGCUGGACUUUUACAACUGCACCGAGCGAGCGGAGAAACUGAAGGACAAAAGGACGCUGGACGAACUGCAGUCGGCCAGGAACAACUACGAAGCUCUCAACGCCCAACUUCUGGACGAGUUGCCCAAGUUUCACAACUACGCCAAAGAGCUAUUUGCCUGCUGCGUGCGUGGCUACGCCAACGCCCAUUGCGACUUUGUAAAGCUGGCCUUGGAGGAGCUGAAACCUCUUCUAGCUCUGUUAGGGAUCGGGGGACGAGAGGGGAACAUCAUUGCUUUGUUCCAGGAGGAGCACAGCAAGGUUCUGCAGCAGCUUCAGGGCUUCACUUUCUUCCCAGAGAACCCCCCAUUGCCCGUAAAGAAGCCUUUCGAGAGGAAAACUAUCGAACGUCAGUCUGCUAGAAAGAUCGUUCCCAGCACUGCCAAACACAUAGUGCAGCUGGAUGAGCAUCGAGCACUGCUACUGGCCAGGUACCCACCAGAAAAGCUGCACCAGGCUGAUCGCAACUUCAAUGCAGCGCAGGACUUAGAUGUGUCCGUCCAGGAGGGCGACUUGGUUGCGGCUAUUAAACAGCAGGACCCAAUGGGCAGCCAGAACCGGUGGCUGGUGGACAAUGGAGUGACAAAGGGAUUUGUUUACAGCUCAUUCUUGAAACCAUAUAACCCUCGGCGUAGCCACUCGGAUGUGUCCAUUGGCAGCCACUCUUCCAAUGAAUCUGGCUACGGAGGAUCAUCUCCCAACUUUUCCCGGCAGAACAGCAACAGCACUUUAUCCAUUAAUCCGUGCAACGCCUCUGUGACGUUCACCUCUGCUAAAUCUGCCGCGGACUCCUCUGCACUAAGUAGCGGUCACACAGACUCUUAUUCCCCAUCCAAGGCCAGUUCCGCUGACUUGGCCUCUAAAAAGAGCAGUGAAACAGACUCUGCUCCACAUCCUAGGCUGAUGGAAAAGGAACAAGACUAUUCCAGAGAGAACACGGUCACUAAAGACUUUUCCCAAAAGAAUGACCCCAGCCGAAGGGGCAGCCAGCCAGAAAAUGGGGAUAACUCAGCAUUACAAAACAACGGGGACAAAGGGCAUUUAUCUGCUAACCGCAAAGCGUAUAGAAGAAAAGGUCCUUCACCGAUGGGCAGCGACCUGGAGCCAGAUGGUUCUGAGCUAGAGGGGAACCAGGUGUAUUUUGCUGUAUACACAUUCAAAGCACGCUCGCCAAAUGAGCUGUCGGUCACAGCCAAUCAGAGACUGAAGAUCCUGGAGUUCCGAGAUAUGAACGGGAAUAAUGAGUGGUGGCUGGCUGAAGUGGAAGGCAGGCAGGGGUAUGUCCCCUCCAACUACAUCCGCAAAACAGAGUACACGUGAGAUCGGGCCUCCGCAAGCCGCCGUCGCAUAGAAUUCGGACACUUGUGCCUUUUUCCAAGUUAAUUUUUUCAUUUUUUUUGCUGCUGAACUCAUUGAGAACUGUUUACAGAGAAAGUGGUUUUCUACAGUAGGACUUGGAAUAACCUAGUGGGUUCAUAGUAAGAGACUGUUUUGCGAGUAUUCCUGCAGCGUUUGGCUGGUGCAUUAUACCAACACAAGGUUUAAGAGUAAAUAAUCCGUUACGCCAAUAAGAAGAUCAAUUAAAAGGGAGAGAAGGGGACAACCUGUGGCUAUCCAUCUUAUGUAGAACUACAAGUUCCAGCAUGCCCUGGACAUACUGAGAUUUGUAGUUUCACAACCGCUAUAGUGAGACAGGUUGCUAACCCUGAGGUAGGGCAUUCAUUUUUUUUUUUUUUUUUCUGACAUUAAAAUAUAAAUAUCACCUGGGCCAACUAUAGUGACCCCAGAACAAAUAUAUUAAUGUGUAGGUGCCGUGAUUGAGGUUUUAGUGCUAAUGAAUUUUAAAUAACAUAUAACUGGUCAUUGCAUUACAUUCAAAAAAUAUUGCAAACCAUACACUGAGUAGGUUUUUAUUUAUUUUUUGUAAUAUGACUAUUAUCAAUGCUAAAAUGCUGUACAUUAUAGGAGUGGGGAUAUAAAGGAAGCCAUGAAGCAAAGGCAUAGUUCCAGUGUGAAAUUGCAUUAUUUUAUAAUAGCUGAUUGGUUGAUGAAUCACGUCCUCCACACCAUUCUCCUCCCUCUCAAAGAACAGCUGAAAGCGGACUGUGGCAGCCAUAUUUGUUUGCCCUCCAGAGAGGUAUUGUAAAGGAGACAAUGAUUUGUUGGAUUGCUAAUAAAAACGUAUGUUUAAAGAAAAAGAAAAAAAAUUCUGUGUGGGACUGCUAGCUCAGUAAUGCUCUUUUGCAUGAGACUAAAAGUCUUCGCUUUAUGUUUCCAAUUCAGAAUACUUUUCAGGGAGCAUCAACUGCUAUAUACAUAUAUAUACACCCUGCUCCCGUGUGUGGUGCUGAGUGCAGAAAGAGAAGCAGUAUUACAGAUUUGAAAAGGUUUCCUUAAAUAGCUAUAAUAAAGUUUCUGCAGUAAGUCACAUUGAAAGUGACAAUGUUAUAUAUUAGAUUAGCCCUACCUUAGAGGUUAUACAGUCAGCCAUGCCUGCCUAGAUAUAAAGACAAUGGUGAUUAAUAGGAAAACUAAUCCUACUGUUCUACAGACACGAAAUCUCCGAAUCCUCUCUUCCGUUACUCCGUUUCAUAUCAUGAUUGAUCCUUUCCACCAUCUACGUUGCAUUACAAGGGGUCAAGCAAGAGACGUUUGUAAAAUAUACAAUUUCCUAUGAAAUGAAGCAUUAUAUACUAUGUGUAUCACACAGACAAGCAGCUUGUAGCAAGUGAGACAAGUGGAUUUGACUACUGAAGGGGGUGUAAUAUCUUGGCGGAAUUCUUCUGUUUAAAUUCACUGAUGUUUUUUUUUUUUUUUUGUAUAUGUGUUUUUAAAAACUUAGCCUUUGCACAUUUCCAAAUAGGCACCUUUUAGAGAGCACAAGCUCUUAUAUCGAUUUAGUUUUCUGUUUAGAACAAAAGUUGUAUGAUAUCUUUUGUGUAUUUUUAUACAGUUGAGUUUUUUUGUGAAAGCAGAGAGAGGUAACGGGAUUCCCGUUCAUUUCUAGAGGCUGUGGUUCUGUAAAGAAAGGCAAGUUUGAUGAAAUUGUGCAAUGCUAUAAAACGGAACCAAUAAACCUCAGAUACAAUUA
This is a messenger RNA of Pseudophryne corroboree (corroboree frog), 6609 nucleotides long. It is a transcript of the gene DNMBP, whose product is annotated as dynamin binding protein. The transcript is spliced from 17 exons. The record is from RefSeq and is a predicted model, not a curated record. The coding region runs from base 111 to 4838 and encodes 1575 amino acids. NCBI's taxonomy places the organism in Eukaryota, Metazoa, Chordata, Amphibia, Anura, Myobatrachidae. Gene Ontology annotation, molecular function: guanyl-nucleotide exchange factor activity; protein binding. Gene Ontology annotation, cellular component: cytoplasm. Gene Ontology annotation, biological process: cilium assembly; intracellular signal transduction.